CACUUCCGGGCGCGGGCUGGCGGUUGCGGCGACUCCGAGUGCUCUGCAGCGCGGGGUCCGGCGCGCCGGGCGGCUUCGCCAUGAACUUCUCCGAGGUGUUCAAGCUCUCCAACCAGCUCUGCAAGUUCUCCCCGGACGGCAAGUACCUGGCCUCCUGCGUGCAGUACCGCCUGGUGGUCCGGGAGGUGGGCAGCCUUCAGAUCCUCCAGCUGUACAGCUGCCUGGACCAGAUCCAGCACGUCGAGUGGUCAGCCGACUCCCUCUUCAUCCUGUGCGCCAUGUACAAGCGGGGGCUGGUGCAGGUGUGGUCGCUGGAGCAGCCCGAGUGGCACUGCAGGAUUGACGAGGGCUCCGCGGGGCUGGUGGCCUCCUGCUGGAGCCCCGACGGGCGCCACAUCCUCAACACCACCGAGUUCCACCUGCGGAUCACGGUCUGGUCCUUGUGCACAAAGUCCGUCUCGUACAUCAAGUACCCGAAGGCCUGUCAGCAGGGAAUCACCUUUUCCCGGGACGGCCGCUACCUGGCCUUGGCCGAGCGGCGGGACUGCAAGGACUACGUCAGCAUCUUCGUCUGCAGCGACUGGCAGCUGCUGCGGCACUUCGACACGGACACCCAGGACCUGGCCGGCAUCGAGUGGGCGCCCAACGGCUGCGUACUGGCGGCGUGGGACACCUGCCUGGAGUACAAGGUCCUGCUCUACUCCCUGGAUGGCCGGCUGCUGGCCACGUACUGCGCAUACGAGUGGUCCCUGGGCAUCAAGUCGGUGGCCUGGAGCCCCAGCAGUCAGUUCCUGGCACUCGGCAGCUACGACGGGAAGGUGCGCAUCCUCAAUCACGUGACCUGGAAGAUGCUCACCGAGUUUGGGCACCCCGCGGCCAUCAGUGACCCGCGAGUGGUGGUGUACAAGGAAGCGGAGAAGAGCCCGCGGGGGGCGCUGGGCCGGCCCGCCUGCCCGCCACCCAGGGCCGCCGAGAGCAAGUAUGAGAUCGCCUCGGUGCCGGUGUCCCUGCAGACGCUGAAGCCCACCGCCGACCGAGCAAACCCGAAGAUCGGCGUCGGCGCGCUGGCCUUCAGUCCCGACAGCUAUUUCCUGGCCACGAGGAACGACAAUGUCCCGAACGCAGUGUGGAUCUGGGACGUGCAGAAGCUGCGGCUGUUUGUGGUGCUGGAGCAGCUGGGCCCCGUGCGCUCCUUCCAGUGGGACCCGCGGCAGCCCCGGCUGGCCAUCUGCUCGGGAGGCAGCAAGGUGUACCUGUGGUCGCCGGCGGGCUGCGUGUCUGUGCAGGUGCCCGGGGAAGGGGACUUCCAGGUGCUCUCGCUGUGCUGGCCUGUCACGGGGGACUCGCUGGCCCUGCUCAGCAAGGACCACUUCUGCCUGUGCUUCCUGGAGACGGAGGGCGGGGCUGACGGCGCCCCCGGGCAGCUGGGCGACCACACGUAGGACGCGCGGCAGCCGUGGGAAGGGACGCAGACGCGCAGAGCUGUGGGGAGCGGGCUCGGGGCAGCUCCAACCAUGGUCCGUGGAGACAGCUUGUGUUUGUUUCCCUAAAAG
Myotis davidii is the source of this 1553-nucleotide messenger RNA. It is a transcript of the gene WRAP73, whose product is annotated as WD repeat containing, antisense to TP73. The record is from RefSeq and is a predicted model, not a curated record. Gene Ontology annotation, biological process: protein localization to mitotic spindle pole body; microtubule anchoring at mitotic spindle pole body; mitotic sister chromatid segregation. The transcript has 12 exons. Lineage: Eukaryota; Metazoa; Chordata; Mammalia; Chiroptera; Vespertilionidae. Gene Ontology annotation, cellular component: MWP complex; microtubule organizing center; mitotic spindle. Bases 81 to 1442 code for a protein of 453 amino acids. Gene Ontology annotation, molecular function: protein binding.